Anopheles nili is the source of this 1041-nucleotide messenger RNA. RefSeq names its product protein commissureless 2 homolog (gene comm2). The record is from RefSeq and is a predicted model, not a curated record. The transcript is spliced from 2 exons. NCBI's taxonomy places the organism in Eukaryota, Metazoa, Arthropoda, Insecta, Diptera, Culicidae. Gene Ontology annotation, biological process: axon guidance. Bases 1 to 1041 code for a protein of 346 amino acids.
AUGAUCGAAAACUUCGAGUCCAAGAUAACCUUCGAAAUACCGACAAAUCUCGACUUUGACAAGCUGAUCCGGGGCAACAAUUACACGCUGUUCUGGCAGAACCUGCACCAGCAGCACCAGAGUGCGGCCCGGCUUGCCGGAGGCGCCACAUUCGGUGGAAUGGCCGAUGCCGGUGGGUUUGGUGGGCUCAGUGGUUCAUCCGGAACGUCCAGCCUGUUUGGAGGCAUCGAUUACAGCAAUGGUAGUAGCGAUUAUGGUCUGCUGAACAGCCUGCAAUCAUUCGCGAACCGUGGCCGAGAUGGGCUUGGUGGAGCCGGUUCCGAACAGCUGCUCGAUCCGACGUACGAGCGCUUCAUCGGUGACGUAUGGGUUGGCAUCGUGCUGACGCUCAUGAUCCUGUCGUCGAUCUUCUGCAUGUGCUCCUGCUUUCUGUACCACAAGUUCCGGCAGUGGCAACGCAACGUGCUUACCGCUCGUUCGCAAACCCUCUCCUCGAUGGACAUUGAAACACCGCCACCGUACGACGUGGAGUCACUGCCCAGCUACACGAUCGUGUCGGGUUUGCCUAGCUAUCAGGACGCGAUCGAACAGCUGAAACAGAAACAGUUGAAGUACUACGAGCCCGUCAAGGUUCACCGGCCCAGCGUCAUGAAGCUCUUCGAGUCACAGGAUCUACUUGGAGCGGCUCCUAAUGGUUCCGGGACACCAAAUCCGCCCAAACUCGAGGAGAUCCGGUACAACUUUGGGCGUCCUUUGUCCGUGCAGGAACAACCACCCGCAGAACCGACGACUAGCAGUGGCAACCCGGUGAACCCCGGAUCGGAUGGAGCUGACCCCUCGCAACCAGUGCCACCACCUCCGCCACCAUACAAGAGCCAAAUUUCCACCAUCUCGAUCGGUUCGAGUGAUCGUACGAUCGGCGCUGUCGUUGGUGGAUCGAUCGAGCAUGGUAUGCCUGUUGCGAUCCGUGUGCCGCAGAAGAAACACGACGUUGUGUGUCGCUACACGAUCGAGAACGAGCGGCUGGCGGGGCGCAGUUGA